Molecule: messenger RNA, 1127 nt
Organism: Emys orbicularis (European pond turtle)
Lineage: Eukaryota; Metazoa; Chordata; Testudines; Emydidae
Gene: POLR1F
Product: RNA polymerase I subunit F
Exons: 4
Coding region: 77-1036 (319 amino acids)
Biological process (GO): DNA-templated transcription; DNA-templated transcription initiation
Cellular component (GO): RNA polymerase I complex
Source: RefSeq, a predicted model, not a curated record
AGUCACGUGCGCGCUCCAUGGGCUGGAGUCCAGGGCUUAGCGCACAGUUUCCACAACGUGGUUCCUCCACGGCACCAUGGAAACUAGCGUGGAGAUGCCGCAUUCGGCGGCCCGGCCGCUGCCCUGCGCGGAGAUCCCGGCCUUCGCGGCCGCCUGCCGCCUGGUGCGGAGCCGCUACUCGUGCCUGGUGGCGGCGCCGCAUCGGAGGCACAUCGCGCUGACGCCGCGCUACCUGAACCGGAAGCGCACCGGGAUCCGCGAGCAGCUCGACCGCGAGCUGCUGAGAUACUCGGAGAGCCUCAGCGGUGUGCCAGUGGCUUAUGAUAACAUCAGAGUAGUGGGUGAAUUAGGUGAUAUUUAUGAUGACCAAGGAUUCAUCCAUUUUAACAUUGAAGCAGAUUUUGUCAUUUUCACUCCCAAGAAAGGAAAAAAGCUUGUGGGUGUGAUCAAUAAAGUGGCCCCAAGUCAUAUUGGCUGUCUGAUACAUGGGUGUUUCAAUGCUUCCAUCCCUAAACCUGAUCGAAUGUCAGCUAUAGAGUGGCAAGACCUUGGGUUAAAAAUAGGAGAUAAACUGGAAUUUGAAGUGGUGCAUUUAGAUUCUGAUGCUGCUGGAGUAUUCUUCAUUCGGGGGAGACUGAAUAAAGACAGUAUGCAAUCCAAAUAUCCUGAAUCAGUAACUGAAGAUACAAACAGUAUAGAUGAAAUACCAAAGAAAAAACACAAGAAAAGAGACAGAAGGAAUUGUGAGUUAGAAAAUGACACAGAGCUUACAGACAAUGCAGAUACUACUGUGGUGGAAGAUGCAGAAGAGCAGAAUGCUGGUACAGUAAAUGGAUUUUAUGAUAAAAAGCCAAAGAAGAAGAAAAAACAUAAGCAAGAAAAGCAGAAACCUGUAUUUUAUGGAAGUGACUGUAGUGGUUACCCGAGUGACCAUAAAAAGGUUAAGAGAAAGAAAAGAGAACAUUGUGAUGUAGAUGAAGAGAGUGAAUUAUCUCAAUUGUCACAAGAACCUAAAGCCAAAAAGAGAAAGGAAUGACAAAUGGACUGAAGAGUCCAAAAAUCCCUUGAUUGAAUGUAAGAUUGUCAUCUUCUUUCAGAAGUACUUGAUAAAUUUCCAAUAAAAUCAU